Aspergillus heteromorphus CBS 117.55 is the source of this 1927-nucleotide messenger RNA. Its product is annotated as fungal specific transcription factor domain-containing protein. The transcript has 6 exons. Bases 1 to 1743 code for a protein of 580 amino acids. The record is from RefSeq and is a predicted model, not a curated record. Gene Ontology annotation, biological process: DNA-templated transcription. Lineage: Eukaryota; Fungi; Ascomycota; Eurotiomycetes; Eurotiales; Aspergillaceae. Gene Ontology annotation, molecular function: zinc ion binding; DNA binding.
AUGAUUAACCAUCUCGAGGGCAAUCUCGACCGCAUGGAGUCUCGCCUGCACAAUCUUGGGUUCCCGGUGGAUGACGAGGUGUUCGCCGCCGAUCCGUCCCCGCAGACUCUCCUCGAUGACAGUCAGGGGCCGGACGCCGCUCAGGAUUUGUUGAAUAUCUACCCGAGCCCGCAGCCAGACGCGACGGCCCCUGAUGUGAACCCGAGGAUCCUACCCCCGUUCAAGAAAAGACCCAGCCCUCCUGCAGCCGCUCCACCGUGCUUCGACGUCCCGAGGUAUCUGGGCGGAAUACUCAGUACCGGCAGUUUCUCGAUGAUAUCGCGCGAGGGGAUGGAGUGGAUUUCGCAAAAGGCGGGGAUCGAUUCGAUGCAAAGUCUGAUGGACCUCGCCUCGUCUGGGGACGGUGGUUUCGAGGCAGAUUAUCCGCUGUACGGUAUUUCUCCCAGACGAACAUUCUGUCCGCUACCGCCCCAGCAAGAUAUCAUGCGCCUUCUGCAGAAGUACGUGGAAUACUUCAAUGUGCUUUUCCCGAUCUUCAAACAGUCGGAGCUUCUGUCCCUCUUCGCCGAGGAAGGCGUGCAGAUGUGGUCUCAGAGCGCCGGUGGAUGGGCCAGCAUCAACGUGAUUCUGGCGGUGGCGUACAUGCUUCCGGGGAACGGGGCUGGCGACCAGCCAGACCAUGAGAAGAGCAGCCUGUUCUUGAAGGCCGCCCUCGAGGUCGUGAAUGAGCUCUAUCUGGGUCCGCCAGAUAUACGAGGCCUCCAGGCCCUUCUGACCAUGACCAUUCUUUUCCUAUCCGCAGCAGCAUCUCGUCCCUGUAACUUCUUGAUUUCCGUCGCGAUCCACAUAAGCGACCAGCUCGGGCUGGGCAGGGCAGACAUACCACCCAUAUUCUCCCCGGAAGAGGCACGGCACGGACAGACUAUAUUCUGGUUCGCCUACUGUCUGGACAGAGAAAUAUCCGUCCGCUUCGGCCAGCCCCCAGUACAAAGCGACGAAGCAGUCAGCGCAGCUCUACCCAUGGACGCCCCGGCAUCCGACACGUACGCGAUGCCAACAAGCGGCCAACCGGGUACCUUCAACGCCUUCCGCUCCGCUUGCGAGCUCGCACGCAUCCGCGGCCACGUCUACCAGGACCUCUACUCCGCCCCCGCUGUCAAACGGCCAUUCGACCAGAUUCUGGCCUCGGUCGGCCAACUCGACGAGCAGUUACAAGCGUGGAAGAAAAGCAUCCCGUCCGAAUACCAGCCCGACUCGCGCUCGAUCGCGCCUCCGGUCUCCGCCAUCCUCGUCCAUCUUCAUCAUACCUACUACAACUGCAUGAUCGCCAUCCACUCACUCGUCGCGGCGCGGGGAAUCAACUCCGCUCAGGACCUGAUGGACAUCAACGGCCUCUCUUUCCGGCCGGACUCGUUCUCCAACCCGCGGGUCUUGCUUUCGGCGUCGCUAAUAUCCAAAGCGGCUCGCGCGUCUAUUAAUCUUAUUAAAUACCUUCCGCGGGAUGAUAUCUCCCUGGGAAUAACCAUGUAUUACCCCACCAUCGCAUUGAAGACCCUUGCCUCCAGCAUCGUUCGCAACCCCCGAGAUACCUGCCAGAUCUACAAUAUGAGGAUCCUCGACCAGGCGGAGAGCUUUCUCUCGUCUAAUCCGUGGAAGACCGCGAGCGAGGGAAUGCAGCGUCUCGUCAAGCAAUGUGCGGAGUAUCGCUCCGUCGCUGAGCGGGCGAUGAAGGAGGCGUUUUAAUGCAUACCCUGUAUCUAAUAUAUGCAUCAUGUGGGAUGUUCAUCUUGCUUUCGACAUCACACAUAGAUGGAGAUUUCAUUCGGCGCCGUUUCGUGUACUUACUUACUUACCCUUACCCGUGCAUUUAUACCCAACUGAUAUAGACCUUUGAUAUCUACUAUCUUAUUUACGUGUUAGAGUGUGC